AUGGCGAGAUCUGCUCUUGCUCUUCUGUCGUUGCUGGCUGCUGUCAAGGCCCAGCAGGUUGGGACUCAGCAGAGUGAGACUCACCCGAAGAUCACCUGGUCCAAAUGCUCAGGCUCGGGCGGCAGCUGCACUUCACAGAACGCUGAAGUCGUCAUCGAUUCCAACUGGCGUUGGCUCCAUUCCACGAAGGGAACCGACAAUUGCUAUGAUGGCAACAAGUGGACAUCUGUCUGCAGCAAGGCCGAUGAAUGUGCACAGAACUGUGCCCUCGAGGGUGCCAACUACGGCACCACUUAUGGUGCAUCGACGAGCGGCAAUGCCCUGACCCUCAAGUUUGUCACCAAGCACGAGUACGGCACCAACAUCGGAUCGCGGUUCUACCUGAUGGCCGGCACGAGCUCCUCCAAGUACCAGAUGUUCACGCUGAUGAACAACGAGUUCGCCUUCGACGUCGAUCUGUCCACUGUGGAGUGUGGUCUCAACGCUGCGCUGUACUUCGUGGCAAUGGACGAGGAUGGUGGCAUGUCCAAGCAGACCAACAACAAGGCUGGCGCCAAGUAUGGUGUCGGAUACUGCGAUGCUCAAUGUGCUCGCGACUUGAAGUUCGUCGGUGGCAAGGCCAACGUCGAGGGAUGGGCUGCUUCGACCAAUGAUGCUAACGCUGGUGUUGGGCCUAUGGGAGGCUGCUGUGCUGAGAUCGAUGUUUGGGAGAGCAACUCUCACUCGUUCGCACUCACACCUCACGCGUGCACUGACAACGCAUACCAUGUCUGCGAAAAGAACAACUGCGGCGGCACAUACUCUGAGGACCGCUUUGCUGGCAAAUGCGACGCCAACGGCUGUGACUACAACCCCUACCGCAUGGGCAACAAGGACUUCUAUGGCAAGGGAAAGACGCUCGACACCAGCAAGAAAUUCACUGUUGUGACCCGCUUCGAGCAGAACAAGCUCUCUCAGUUCUUCGUGCAGGGUGGCAAGACAAUCCAGAUCCCGGCUCCAACGGACAGCAGCAUCUCGUCCAGCAGCAACAUCACCCCUGAGUUCUGCACGAACCAGUUCAAGGCUUUCGGCGACCGCGACCGUUUCGCCGAGGUCGGCGGGUUCUCUCAACUCAACUCCGCUCUCCAGAAGCCCAUGGUCCUCGUCAUGUCCAUCUGGGACGAUCACUACGCCAACAUGCUCUGGCUGGACUCCAGCUACCCACCUGAGAAGGCCGGCCAGCCCGGUGGCGACCGUGGCGACUGCCCUCAGACCUCUGGUGUCCCAUCCGAAGUCGAGUCCCAAUAUGGCAGCGCUCAGGUCGUCUGGUCCAACAUCCGUUUUGGCCCAGUCGGAUCAACCGUCAAGGUCUAA
Molecule: messenger RNA, 1353 nt
Organism: Diaporthe batatas
Lineage: Eukaryota; Fungi; Ascomycota; Sordariomycetes; Diaporthales; Diaporthaceae
Exons: 9
Coding region: 1-1353 (450 amino acids)
Biological process (GO): carbohydrate metabolic process
Molecular function (GO): hydrolase activity, hydrolyzing O-glycosyl compounds
Source: RefSeq, a predicted model, not a curated record